Molecule: messenger RNA, 2789 nt
Organism: Syngnathoides biaculeatus (alligator pipefish)
Lineage: Eukaryota; Metazoa; Chordata; Actinopteri; Syngnathiformes; Syngnathidae
Gene: pacsin3
Product: protein kinase C and casein kinase substrate in neurons 3
Exons: 10
Coding region: 297-1625 (442 amino acids)
Biological process (GO): plasma membrane tubulation; cytoskeleton organization; regulation of endocytosis
Cellular component (GO): endosome; plasma membrane; cytoplasm
Molecular function (GO): phospholipid binding; protein binding
Source: RefSeq, a predicted model, not a curated record
UUGCAAAAGACUUCCAAAAUGUGUCACCUUGUAUCGACUUCUGAGCCUGAUGAUAGACAGCAGACUCAGACUGGACCUCACCUCGAAAGUGUUAUUCGCUAAGUCCCACGACACUGGUGUUUAAUGAACUUUUAGUUUCCUUUCUGCUGUCUCAUCUUUUGCUUGUGUAGGGUUCAUCUGCUCCUCUGUCUCCCAAGCCUGGAAGACAUCCUUUGGGACAUUUAUCCGUCUGUUUUCGUCUCCAGUAAGCCUCAUCUCAAGCUGCCAUCAUUCUGUGCUGCACAGCUGACAACAAAAUGUCCUCCAAUGGUGACCUCAGUGACCUCGGGAGCUGUGAUAGUUUCUGGGAGCCGGGAAACUACAAGAGGACGGUGAGGAGGGUGGACGACGGCCACCGACUUUGUAAUGAGUUGGUCAGCUGUUUCCAGGAGCGGGCUAAGAUUGAGAAGAGCUAUUCCAUUCAGCUCAGUGACUGGGCUAAGAGAUGGAGAGGUGUGCUUGAGAAAGGGCCUCAGUAUGGUACACUAGAGAAGGCGUGGCAUGCAUUUAUGCAAGCAGCAGAUCGGCUCAGUGAAGUGCAUCAGGAACUCCGUGACCGGCUAAUGGCAGAAGACAGUGAGAAGGUGCGAAAUUGGCAGAAAGAAGCCUUUCACAAGCAGAUGAUUGGAGGUUUCACAGAGACAAAGGAGGCUGAUGAGGGCUUCAGGAAAGCACAGAAACCCUGGGUCCGCAAAUUAAAAGAGCUGGAUUCAAGUAAGAAGAGCUACCAUCAGGCCAGAAAAGAGGAGUGGUCAGCUAUUAACAGGGAAACACAUGCUAAGGCUGACCCAUCCAAGUCUCAAGAGGAAGUCUGCAAAUAUUCGGCCCGUGUGGAGCGCUGCAACCAGGAGGCUGAAAAAGCAAAAGUCCGCUAUGAAAAGGCCUUAGAAGAACUGAACCGGUGUAACCCUCGCUACAUGGAGGAUAUGGAACAGGUGUUUGACUUCACCCAGGAAGCUGAGCGCAGGAGGUUGUGCUUAUUUAAAGAGGUCCUGCUGGAUAUCCACACACACCUUGACCUGUCUAGCAAAGAAGGGUUCCGAGAGCUGUACAGGGACUUGGGUCAGACCAUCCGAGCAACUAAUGAGAUAGAAGAUCUUCGAUGGUGGAGAAUCACCCAUGGACCAGGCAUGACCAUGAACUGGCCACAGUAUGAGGAAUGGACUCCAGAGACAAGUCGGAGCAUCAGCAGGAAGGACCGAGGUAGACACUAUGAUGACAGAGUAGUCACCCUCACCAACAUCGUCUCUUCGGGAGGAAAUGACAUUCCACCCAAUCCCAUCACCCAAAAUGCUAUCAGGGUUGUAAAAGAUGAUUCUACAGACUGGUCAGACGAGGAGAAUCCAAACAAGUUUCCUGUGAACAGUGGUGACGAAACUUGGCACGGAACGGAGCAGGUUGAGGGUGUGCGUGUCCGAGCUCUCUAUGAUUACUCAGGCCAGGAGGCUGACGAGCUCAGCUUCAAAGCAGGUGAAGAACUUAUGAAGUUAAGUGAGGAAGAUGAGCAGGGCUGGUGUAAAGGACAACUGAGUAGUGGUCAGAUGGGCCUCUAUCCUGCCAACUAUGUCCAGCUAGUUAUUGCCUGAAGACUCGCCUUCUCUUUUCACGCAGCUCUCAUUGAGUCAUGGCUAGACAAUGCUGGAUUAGUGUCUAAAAGUCAUCACUGAGUUGUUAGUUUUUCAUCUCUAAGGUAUUCUUUGUUAAUCACAAAGAAAUACAAAAAGACUCAUUUGAAACAUGGAAAGAAUGACCUAGCAAUUUCCAACAAGUUGUGUUAUCAAACUGUGACACUUGGAUUUCCUUGUACUAUACAAUAACGGGUUAUCAAUUUAUGUCUGCAUUUUAUUAAAGAAAUCCCUCAUGAGGAGGGAGCAGAAGUCAGGAACACUCAAUCACCCCGAUCCUGAGAACUUUCAGACCACCGAUCUACACCGUGCCACCCCCUAACUUCAUCAUACGCUUCUAUAAGUAGAUUAUAGUUUAAUGAAAAUAAGUAUUGUUGCAAGUUGGAUGUCAAUCAGUGGUAUGCUAUACUCGACGCAUUGACUUUGUAAAACGCUAGCCAGGUACCAAGCUAAGAUUACCUGUGGUACAGUAUGAGUGGCAACCUUUUAUAAAUGUAGCAAGACUUUUAUUUUAAUUAUUUUUUUCAACACUAAAAUUAUAUGAAAUAUUGUAAACAGUUAUAUUUAAAAGUAAAAAUGUUUUAAAUUAGUUUAGCUGUAGUUUUCUUGUCCAAUGUAAUUAGGACUAUUCACAUUGAUUCAAGUCAACUUGAUGCUGCCACAUUCUCUUAUCCCAUUUUGCUUUGUUUUAUUAGUCUACCGCACAUUUGUUAUUGUAACAUUUCAUUCACUUUACCUUUGUUCUACAUGUAAUGGUUUAUUUUAUUUAUUAAUAUUAGUAUUGUCAUUUUUUCUUUUUUUUCUUUUUUACAAGGGUUAGUAGUUUUUAUUGAAUUUAGCCAGUGUAUUUUGGGGAAUAGCUGGUGCUGGUUGCAGAGCAGAGCACACAGAACAUAUCAAAUGCAUCAAAGUUUAUGUUGGAUGCAAUGUAGUACACGUUGGGUUUCAGCUGUUUCCAAGUUCAUAAGGGAGACUCUUCACUACAUCAACCAAAUGACAACACUUUUACACACCUUACUCAAAACAUUUAUAAACACCAAAGGAUAUGUGCCCGAUUUUGAGUCUUUGUGUCCCAAUGUUUAAUCUGUGCAGUGUAUCGGGUUGUGAAAAGCGACAAUAAAUAUC